GCGGCCAUUUUUAAAUUUAGCGUUUGUUUCUUUACAGGAGCGACACAUAACGUUGCUAAAAAGGAAGAAUGUUAUAUAAAUAGACCUUGUGUUUUGAUGGAAAUCCGAAGAAAUGCUUUCUCCGCUUGAAUUAAGAGAACCCUCUUUAUUUGUGGUGGCCUGAGACACGAUAACAUUCAACAUGGGAAAGGAACAAAAAUGCAUUCUUUGUGAAACUGUGUACAGCUCCAAACAGGAGAUGGAAGAGCACAUGAGAAGUAUGUUGCACCACCGGGAGCUUGAGAAUCUGAAAGGCCGGGAUUGCGGACAUGAGUGCCGGGUCUGCGCCGUAACGGUUGUGAGCCUGACCGACUAUGCUAGUCACAUCUCCAGCCCCAUACAUAAACAGCGCAUUGAAGAUCAGAAGCACCAGCCCUUAAAUGAAGAUAAAGAUGAAGAAUACUUUGACAAGGAGUUUGUGCAACUCAUUGAGAAACGCAAGGAAAUUAUCAGAAAAGAGGAGGCUGCUACAAAGGCGGCUAAAGAGGAACAGGACAACCGGAGGAGGUGGCAUGAGCUUCAGUCUCAGUGGCAAGCACCAAUGCCUUUAAUGCAGCAGUAUGGCAAUUGGGAGCGACCCUACCCUAACUUUCCUCAGUUCUCCAAAAGGGGUAGAGCCUCAAAUUGGCAGAAUACAAGAUUUCCAUCGCCUAACCACAGCAGGUGGCCUAACCCCAACCGACAGAUUAGAUGUGCCACAUGGCAUGCUGAAGGGCCUCCUGACUUUCAGAGAUGGGGUUCCAUGGAGCGACAGGGAGGAAGUUUGCAUAACCAAGGAAACUUUUGGGGUGGAAGACAAGGUGGCUAUGGGGUCGUCCCUCCACAGUUGAGAAAUAAGUCUCACUGGAACAACAGUCAGUUUAAUUUCCCAGGCCAGGGACAAUAUAUGUCACAGCCUAGGCUCAUUAAAUCUCCUUCAGGAGAGCAGCAGAGUUCAUCCAAAAUCUCAGAGGGUCAGAUAAAGAGCCCGCAAAGUCUGGAGGAAUCUGGUGGAGAGCAUGAUCUCAGCAAAGCUAAGGGUCAGAAGUCAGAAAAGUUUCACCGAUGGGCACCAUACCCACCUGCUAAACUUGGGGAUCCUUCAUCUCAACCUAACCCUCCAACAGGCUCAGAAAAGUCAGAUGUGGAAAACUGUAAGGCACAAAGUUUUAACGAAGAUAGCCAGGGCUUGGUGUCCAACACAGAUUGGUGGCAUAAAUCCAUAGAACCUUACCAGGAUAAGAGUGAAAGCAGUCCGAACCAAAAAGGUUCUUUGAAGAACAGUAGCAGUACUAGCUUGGAUAGUUUCACCAACUUGUCCACUUCCACUAGACAAACAGAGAAGUCCUCUGAGCAUGCUAAAACUGGGGCUUCUUCCACCCCUAUUUUAAAGACUAAACUUACACAAGAUGAAAGUAAAGACUCAGUCAAGGUCAGUUCUAAAAAUUCUAAGCAUUCCUAUUCCAGUUCAGAGUUGUCACAACAUGCUACUUCUAAUGCAGAGAAAGAGCAAUUCCUGUCAGAGAUGCUGCGAAAAGCCAAAAAAAACUUGCUGAAUAGAAAGAGCUCUAUUGACACAUCUGCCUCCGAGAACUGUCUUAAAGAAACAGAGGCUGUGCCUUACAAUGAAGAACCUCAGCAAGUUGGGAAUUUAGAUCAGAAUAAGAAUAAGAAAGCACGUGAAAGUAAGAAGAAACUAAACAAGCAGAGGACACAAGAUAGGAAGGCUUUUGUCGAGAAUAUCAGCAAUAACAGAGAACAGUUCCCCACUUCUACUGAGACCUCAGCAGAAAAUGUGUGCAAUGAUAUUAGGCCAUCUCUCCAGUCUUUGCAAGUAAGUACCUCCACAAUGGACCAGGAAGAUGAGGAACAGUGUGGUAAAAGGGAGGUCAACCUUGACUUGCCAGUCGAAGAUCAAGUCAUGGACACUUUUGAUGAAGGUUUGGGGUCAUUUGGUGAGGGGGUUUCCAGCAACCCAUCCCAACCAACAGCAAGUAAUUCUGUACCCCCUUUAAGUAAGCUUGCCUUGCCUGCAUGUCUCAAACGGGAUAUAAACCGCCAUAUGGGCACCAAGGGCAAAGCACCAGCUCGUGAACCUAACUUGAAUAUUGCCAGACGGAUUAGAAAUUUGAGUGGCACGCGGAAGAGCGAGACAGAGAAGGACUCUGGACUCAAGCCCACCUUGCGGCAGCUCAUUAGUUCCUCUUGCUCCAGACGAAAUGUCAACUGGGACCAGGUUUACCAGGAAGUCAGUCGUAAGAAGCAAGAGCAGGGCAAGGGCCUACCAAGAUUCGGUAUAGAAAUGGUGCCCUGUGAACCUGAAGGUCCAAACCCAAUGGAAGAAAAUGAUGUUCCUCUUUGUGAGGGCUUUCAGUGGGACUCUGUGUUUGAUAUCAACCAAGUGUCUCUGCCUUCCCGCAAACGUAGCCUGUCUGAAAGCAGUGUGGUUAAGAAUGGAUCUUCUGGAACCAGCUCCCUCCUCAAAGCUGUGGACACACUAAGAGACUCUUCCAUUAGUGGCCCUUUAUUGCAAACUGAAAGAGAAGAGAUACAAACAAAAGAUCAUCUGACAAAUCAGUAUUUGAAAGGGCACCCUCAGGGUCCUGAGGAUGUUGAAGGAGACAGUGGUUGUACCUCGGAGACUGAGCUAAAUGACACACAGGGAGUUGGCAAGAAACGCAGAGCACCUGGGGAUGUUUUGUCUCCUGAGAUUCCUUAUGAAGAUAGGAAAAGUAAAAGACAAAAAAUCAAGGGUAAGAAAGAGCGCUCUCAAGUGGAUCAAUUACUGGCUGUAUCUCUGCGUGAGGAAGAGCUCAAUAGCUCUCUACAGGCAGUGGAUAACAGUCUUAUUCAGGCACGUGCUGCCCUUCAAGCUGCCUAUUUGGAGGUGCAGCGCCUGCUUAUGGUGAAACAACAAGUAACGACUGAGAUGAACUCUUUGAGAUCCAAGCGAAUUGAAAUUCUACAAGGAAUGCAAGGGGAAUUUGAUUCGCAAGAGCAACUGAAUGAGACCUUGACCCCUUCAUCAGUCCAGAUUUCACAUAUCAACCCCCAUUCCCUAACUUCAGCUGCCCACGCAGUCUCUCCCUCCACUCCAACUUCCCUGCCGCCUGCUACCAUCAAACAGGAGCCCACCUCGCCCUCUAAAUGCACCACAGAGAGCAAUCUUGUCAAGAGCCCACCCCCAGGACCCCAUAGUACCACACCUGUCCAAACGGUGUUUGCAACUUGUCAGACAGAUACUAACUUCAAGUACAGCCGCAUGGACUCCUCCCAAGACAGCACAAGCAUAUCUCCUACUACAGCUCCCUCUGCAGAUCACAGACUGUCGCCGUCUCUAAACACAGAAAAUCAUCAAAGCGCUCAAGAGGAGUUAGCCAACCCUGCUUCCGCACCCAUGUCUGAAAUACCCAAGCCGCAGUCUCCCGUCAUUCAAGCAGAGACUGGUCCUGUUAAGCGUGUUCGGAAGCUGAAGAAGAGAAAAUGUCUUAGGAAGGCAAAGCGAGAUGAGCAGGCUCCAAUCAGUGAUUCUGAGCUCGAUGCAGAGCAGCCCAUCCAACGACCUGUUCGAAAACACCGACCCCAACGGAGAUCCAACGGCACCAAUACCUCACAGUGCACAUUGCAAGAGAAAGGGGAAAAUGUACAAGUGUUGGCCACCGAAGCUUCAAAAGGAGACUCUGAGGAAACUGAGUUAGCGUCACAGCCAAUGAAUGACGCUCACGACUCUUCUUCUGAACUAGAGAUGGUAGAGCUUCCUCCUCCGGCACCCAUCGAUUUUGUCGAUCUGGAUACGUCAGAUGCAGAUGACAUGCCUGAAAAGAAAGCCAAGGAGUCGGGCACAGCUGACAACGCAACCACAGACCCUCAAAAUCUUGCCUGUAAUGAGGUCACAUCCACCAGUGAAAUAGGCAGUAGCAGUAACAUCAAGGCUUGUGAAAGUGAAAUUAAAUCAUCCUCCACAGUGAUGGAGUCCAAGGUGCCCUCAGAUUUAUCAGACCCAGGGGAGGAGGAGGGGCCUACAGAAGGUCAAUUUGAAGGCCACCAGGAGGCAGUGAAUGGCAUGCAUAUCCAUAAUGGACUGCUGUAUACAUGCUCAGGGGACCGCACCAUACGCGCCUUCAACCUAAUAAGCCGUAAGUGUGUCGCUGUAUUCGAGGGUCACACCAGUAAAGUGAACUGCCUGUUGGUAUCAUGUGGAGGUGGCUUGCAGCAGCGCCUGUACUCAGGAUCGAGUGAUCAGACAAUCCGCUGUUACAACCUCAAGACUACUGAGUGUGUGGAGCAGCUGUCUCUUCCACAUCGAGUACUUUGUCUUCAUAACCGAUGGAAAAUCCUUUAUGCUGGUCUGGCCAAUGGCGCAGUCGUUUCCUUUAGUCUCAGGAACAAUAAGCAGUUGGACGUGUUUGAGUGCCAUGGCCCACGGGCUGUGAGUUGCCUGGCAACAGCUCAAGAGGGGGCUCGACGUGUGCUCCUAGUGGGCUCCUACGACACCACGAUCAGUGUCCGAGAUGCUAAAAAUGGCCUGCUGCUGCGUACUCUAGAGGGCCACACCAAAACCGUGCUUUGCAUGAAGGUAGUCAAUGAUUUGGUGUUCAGUGGCUCAAGUGACCAGUCUGUACAUGCACAUAAUAUACAUACUGGGGAACUGGUGAGGAUCUAUAAGGGUCAUAGUCAUGCAGUGACUGUGGUGGCCAUAUUGGGGAAAGUGAUGAUUACAGCGUGCCUGGACAAGCUGGUCCGUGUGUACGAGCUCCAGUCUCAUGACAGACUUCAGGUUUAUGGUGGGCAUUCAGACAUGGUGAUGUGUAUGGUCAUCCACAAGAGCAUGAUCUACACAGGUUGCUACGACGGGAGUGUGCGAGCUGUCAGGUUAAACCUGAUUCAAAACUACCGCUGCUGGUGGCACGGCUGUACUCUGAUUUUUGGCGUGAUGGAGCACCUGCAUCAACACUUGCUGAAUGACCACACCAACCCAGCGCAGCAGACGUUCAAAUGCCGCUGGAGAAACUGCGACUCCUUCUUCACCACCCGCAAUGGCUCCAAACAGGCUGUGCAUACUCACAUGCAGAAACAUGCAGAAGAGGACAGUAAAAUGGAGUCAUGAGGGGCCAAGGGAGUUUGCAUCGCAUCCGUAAAUCUCCUCUUUUCCCAUAUUGGGAAUAUCUCAUUCAACCCUCACCAGAGGAGCCCUCUUCAUGGGCAUCUUUUCAUAUGAGCCAUCAGAUACCAACAACUUCCACUUAGACGAAAGACAUUAAGACAAGUAAUAAACCAUCACCUGAAGAAUUUUAAUUUAGAACAAUUACUGCCUAAGUGUAUUUGUUGGUAUUCUGAUGGGAGGAAAUCUUUUACCUUUGUAUCCACUCUGUUAAAAGCGCAGAGUAUGUUUAAAUCUUUUAUACCGACGUGGCAUUGCUCUGAUACUCUCCUUCACGGGAUUGAUUUCUGCAGUAUCAGACAGAAGUUCUUCUCGUCUCUCAUCUGAUCAUACGUCGUAUUGUCAGCUCUGAGAUUUACUGACCAAAUAAAGACAAUAAAUCAAACUGUGAGAAACAUUUGGGUACCAGGCAGCACAGCAGAAGAGUCACUGCAGAUCCCUCAGCAGAACACAUGUAGCUCCCGAACUAUUGUGAGUCUGUGUUGUAUAAGGUUGGACUGAGUUAAGAAAUUAGAAAACUAACAGAUUUUAGUAAUGUAACAUCAGGCUUUACGAUGGACACCUAUUUUUCACAUUGCAUCGUCCAGAGAUUUCUUUCUCCAGUUUCAUGGGAUUAUACGACUGUGAAUAAAUCAUGUUUUUACAUUUCAAUUGGGUUGCCAGAUAGAAAAGCCGUUUUAGAUAAGGACAUGUCUGGUUGUUUUCUUUUUAUUUUAUGUUCAUUUAAAUGCCGUUGAGUGACUAUUUGGGAUUUUUUUUUUGAAGGUAAAUUCUUUUUGUUUUCUUUUUUUGAUUUCUUUUUAGUCGCUCACUAAAGGUGAAGCGAAGUUAGAGGAUCCAGGCGUGCAGUGAUAAUAAGAAUGCAACUGAAAUGGGAUUGCUGUGCUGUUGAGGGACUGAAAUGUUACAGUUGGUGUGUAAGCCUUAAAGAACAUAGAUGAAUGUGUUUUAAUGGUCUGUGUCAAGACUUUUUUCUUUUUUUUUGUAAGGAGUGGGUUUGUUCGUAACUUUUACUUUACAGUUGAGAGUAUUUGUCUGGAUGUUUUUUGAGUUUUAAGAAAGACAGAGGAAAGGACUCGGUAGGAAAGGACUUUUAUUUUGCUGUGUAUGAAAGUUGCAGGGGAGAUAAACAUGGGAGGUGUUUUAUGUAUGAGUGUUUUACCUACCAUGCCUUAAUUCUUAGCCCCUAUUACCAGCACUCACAUUCAAAAACAGGCCUAACAUAUCAAAUUAACUGCAAGAUCAUAAUCUCAUAACAAUACAGCAAUUUACAGCAACAUCUGUUAUUAAGGAAAAACAGUUAAGCUCUUUUCUGUACUUCUGAAGUGUUGUUUUUUGAGUGUUUUUUAUUAUUUUCUUUUGUCAUGUCAAAUGAUAAUUUUUUCUUCCCAUUAUAACCUUUGAUUAUGCAACACGGCUCUUUGCUAUUACUGUGUUGCUGAGAAGAGAAUGCAGCCUUCUAACCUGGUAUUCCCAAGUUUCUCACAUUCGUUCAUUUCAAAUUGUUUUACUGCUAUAGACGUUUUGUACACAGAAAAAAACAAUAAAAAGAGACUUUGCCGACUUGUCAA
Paramisgurnus dabryanus is the source of this 6750-nucleotide messenger RNA. It is a transcript of the gene znf106a, whose product is annotated as zinc finger protein 106a. Gene Ontology annotation, cellular component: cytosol; membrane. The record is from RefSeq and is a predicted model, not a curated record. NCBI's taxonomy places the organism in Eukaryota, Metazoa, Chordata, Actinopteri, Cypriniformes, Cobitidae. Gene Ontology annotation, biological process: insulin receptor signaling pathway. Gene Ontology annotation, molecular function: SH3 domain binding; RNA binding.